Molecule: messenger RNA, 1857 nt
Organism: Salvia splendens (bonfire salvia)
Lineage: Eukaryota; Viridiplantae; Streptophyta; Magnoliopsida; Lamiales; Lamiaceae
Product: probable serine/threonine-protein kinase PBL3
Exons: 7
Coding region: 485-1627 (380 amino acids)
Biological process (GO): protein phosphorylation
Molecular function (GO): protein kinase activity; ATP binding
Source: RefSeq, a predicted model, not a curated record
GAGGUAGAUUCUCGUUCUCCCAGCCCAGUUGUGUCUCUCUCUGUUUUUAAUGGGCUUUGUGUAAAUUACUGCUAUACGGAGUAGUAUAUACUCUACUAUAUUAAAAUUGGUGCAAAGGGAUUGGUGGAGCUUAUUGUCGGCGGCACCUCCCUCUCUGUUGCCAUUAUCUCUCUCUCUUUUUCUCCCUUCCAAUCUUCAUUCAUACAUAAAUUACUCUCUCCUUCCUUUGGAUUACUUGUAUCCAUCUGCUAUUCCAUUCCAAUCCAAUCCAAUCCAAUCCAAUCAGCUCACACAUUCUCUCCUCCUCAUCGCCAUUCCUGCUUCACUUUGAACUAUUGCUUACUAACUCGGCGUUCCUCUCAACUUUCCCAUCCAAUUCUGCUGAUUUUGGUUUCAUUUAUGCAUACUCUGAAUUCCAGGUUCCAUCUAUGAUACUACUACUCUGUUUGUAUUGGAACCCUAGCUCAACUGGAUCCCGGACCAAAUGUCAAAGACUCUUGCAGCAAUUCUAGGAGGUGCUGCAGGAGCCGUGGCAUUGGUGGGGAUACUCCUGUUAACUCUUUUGUAUUGCAUUUGCCGCCCUAGGAACGCUUCCAGAACAUCCGACACUGCUUCUUCUGAUCCUUCUCUUCAAGUUGGCAGAGCUGUUGGUAUCGAGUUUUCUCUGCGAGAUGCUAGGAAGUUUGGGAUGGAAGAAUUAUCUGCUGCAACAAAGGAUUUUAGUGACAAGAGUUUGAUAGGACAAGGGAAAUUCGGGGAAGUGUACAAAGGCUUGCUUCAUGAUGGGAUACUUGUAGCCAUCAAAAAACGGCCUGCGCCUCCUACCCAUGAAUUCAUUGAGGAGGUCCGAUAUCUUUCAUCUAUUCAACAUCGAAAUCUGGUCACACUUUUAGGUUACUGCCAGGAAAAUGAUGUACAGAUUCUCGUCUACGAGUACAUACCUAAUGGCAGUGUGUCUGUUCACUUGUAUGGUGCUGGUCAGGUUUCACAGGAAAAGCUUGAAUUCAAGCACAGGCUUCAAAUAGCUCUUGGGGCAGCUAAAGGUUUGGCUCACCUCCACUCUCUAAGUCCUAGGUUGAUACACAAGGAUUUCAAAACAGCAAAUGUUCUUGUGGACGAGAAUUUCAUAGCAAAAGUAGCGGAUGCUGGUUUACGUAAUUUUCUCGGAAGAUUUGAUCAUGCAGGCACAUCUUCUCAAGUGGCAGCUGAUGAAGUUUUUCUUGCCCCAGAGGCCAGUGAAUUCAGACGAUUUUCAGACAAAAGCGAUGUUUACAGUUUUGGGAUGUUCCUUUUGGAGUUAGUAAGUGGGCAGGAAGCAAAAGAAUUGUUGCCUUCAGAUGUCAGUCAUAAUUUGGUUGAAUGGUUGCAGAAUCUCCAGGAAGGUGGCAGCAUAUCUACCAUAAUUGAUCAGAGAUUGGGCAAUAGCUUUACAACAGAAGGCAUGGAUGAGUUCAUACAGUUGAUUACGCAGUGUGUGAAUCCUUCUAGCGAGAGGCGUCCUCUUAUGAGCUACGUGGUGACUGAACUAGAUCGGAUUCUUGAGAAAGAAAUGAGCUUGACGACGAUCAUGGGGGAAGGAACCCCGGUUGUGACGUUGGGAAGCCAGCUUUUUAUGGCUUCAAAAUGAGGAGGAUGUGUUGUAGCAUUUUGAGUGUGUUUCGAGAUGAAUAUACUUGACCGGAAACACAAGAGUAAAGAAUAUAUCCAGCUGUUUGAUAAUUGUAUAAAGAACAGUUGGGUGAUUUUUUUAUUUUUUAUUUCAUGUGUCAAUUAUUAAUCAAUCUUCUUCUUGUAAACAAUUCUAUAUAUUGUUAAUAUCAUAGUGAAGUUGAGUUGGAUGGUUCUUCACAUCUUAAA